Molecule: messenger RNA, 4314 nt
Organism: Seriola dumerili (greater amberjack)
Lineage: Eukaryota; Metazoa; Chordata; Actinopteri; Carangiformes; Carangidae
Gene: nlgn2b
Product: neuroligin-2-like
Exons: 9
Coding region: 435-3062 (875 amino acids)
Biological process (GO): presynaptic membrane assembly; neuron cell-cell adhesion; chemical synaptic transmission
Cellular component (GO): synapse; postsynaptic specialization membrane; cell surface
Molecular function (GO): neurexin family protein binding; signaling receptor activity
Source: RefSeq, a predicted model, not a curated record
GACGGACACCGAGAAGGUGUAGUGAUAUGCGAAACCCUGCGACGCGCUGCCCUCCUGAGAAAUAAUUGCGAUGAGGGAAGAAAUGGCCUAGUUCAAACCUCAUCGACACACCGACAGAGGAGAGACGAGAAGAAUCGCGUUCAGAUGGACGGGCCAUCAUCAUCGUCAUCAUCAUAAUUCCGGUGCUGGCAUCGAGUCUUUUAGGUGUGACCGGCUCGCUGACUGCAGCUCUCGACCCAUCAGGAGUUCUGAAGAGGAAGACGGAUGAGACAGCAGAGUCUACCUGAGAAUGCUGCCUGACCCUCCGCCUCACCAUGUCACCCUAGGAAAGCUGUUAACCUGUCCCUCUCCACACACCCUCUUUUUGCCUUUGUUAUCGCCCAUAACCCACUGAGUUUGAGAUCCUGUCCUCACCCAGCUGAAGUCUGACUGAUAUGACUAAAAGAGCCUUUAUUUUGGACAUGUUGUUUUUUCCUUUCAAUGUUGCCAGCCACCAAGGCUUUGGUGGGAAGCAUCAUUAUACUUCUCAGCAGGUUGCUAAUCACUGUCUGGUGUGGCUCUUGGGACUAGUGCUACACCUGACCCUCUCCUCAUGUCAACGGGUUGACCUGAAACACCCCAUAGUGUCCACGGGCUAUGGAAAGGUCCGUGGUAUCAGGAAGGAGCUCAACAACGAGAUCUUGGGCCCAGUGGAACAGUACCUAGGUGUGCCGUACGCCACCGCGCCCAUCGGCGAGCGUCGCUUCCAGCCUCCUGAAGCUCCAGGCUCCUGGCAAGAGAUCCGCAACGCCACCCAUUUUGCGCCCGUGUGUCCCCAGAAUGUGCACGGGGUUUUACCUGAGAUCAUGCUGCCGGUGUGGUUCACAGACAACCUGGACGCCGCGGCGACCUACGUUCAGAACCAGAGCGAGGACUGCCUUUACCUCAACAUUUACGUACCCACUGAAGACGGUCCGCUCACAAAAAAACAUGAUGAGUCUACAAUGAACAGACCAAGGGAUGAAGAUAUUCGGGAUCGCCGUAAGAAGCCGGUCAUGCUGUUCAUCCACGGAGGCUCCUACAUGGAGGGCUCAGGGAACAUGUUUGACGGCAGCGUCCUUGCUGCGUAUGGAAAUGUCAUCGUCGUCACCAUGAACUAUCGGCUCGGUGUGCUCGGGUUUCUGAGCACAGGGGACCAGUCUGCUAAAGGGAACUAUGGCUUGUUGGACCAGAUCCAAGCCCUGCGCUGGCUCAAUGAAAACAUUGGCCACUUUGGAGGAGACCCAGAGAGAAUCACCAUCUUUGGCUCCGGAGCCGGUGCCGCCUGUGUGAACCUUCUCAUCCUCUCCCACCACUCUGAGGGCCUGUUCCAGAGGGCCAUCGCUCAGAGUGGCUCAGCCAUCUCCAGCUGGUCGGUCAACUACCGACCGCUCAUGUACACCAAGAUCCUGGCGCGGAAGGUCGGUUGCACUCUGGGGGACAUGGCUGAGUUGGUGGACUGCCUGCGGAGAAAGAGUUUCCGGGAGCUGGUGGACCAAGACAUCCAGCCUGCGCGCUAUCACAUCGCCUUCGGACCGGUGGUGGACGGGGACGUGGUGCCGGACGACCCUGAGAUCCUCAUGCAGCAGGGCGAGUUCCUCAACUACGACAUACUGCUGGGGGUCAACCAGGGAGAGGGCCUGAAGUUUGUGGAUGACAGUGAAGGAGAAGAUGGAAUAUCAGCAGCUUCGUUUGACUACACCAUCUCCAACUUUGUGGACAAUCUGUAUGGAUACCCUGAUGGUAAAGACAUCCUGAGGGAAACCAUAAAGUUCAUGUACACAGACUGGGCUGACAGGGACAACAGUGACAUGCGUAGGAAGACCCUCCUGGCUCUGUUUACGGACCACCAGUGGGUGGCCCCGGCCGUCGCCACUGCCAAGCUGCACGCCGAGUUCCAGUCGCCUGUCUACUUCUACACCUUCCACCACCACUGUCAGACCGAGGCCAGGCCAGACUGGGCAGACGCAGCACACGGAGAUGAGAUACCCUAUGUGUUUGGGAUUCCCAUGGUGGGAGCCACCGACCUGUUCCCAUGUAACUUCUCCAAGAACGACGUGAUGCUCAGCGCUGUAGUCAUGACCUACUGGACCAACUUCGCCAAGACUGGGGAUCCGAACCUACCAGUUCCUCAGGACACCACCUUCAUCCACACCAAGCCCAACCGCUUUGAGGAGGUGAUCUGGACCAAGUUCAGCUCCAAAGACAAGCAGUACCUGCACAUCGGCCUGAAGCCUCGAGUCAGAGACAACUACCGGGCCAACAAGGUGGCCUUCUGGCUGGAGCUGGUGCCACACCUCCACAGCCUCCACGAGGAAAUCAUUAGCUCCUUCACAACUCGACUGCCGCCCGGAGGACCCAACCGCUGGAAGGGCCCCCACAACCCCGGUACCCGCUCCACACGACACCCUGUAAUCUCCACCUAUCCUCCUGAUCCUGAGCCUGACGGUUCAGAGAGACCCCGCUACUCUCCCUUCCCCAGUGAGACGCGGGACUACUCCACCGAGCUGAGUGUGACGGUAGCCGUGGGCGCCUCGCUUCUCUUCCUGAAUGUGCUGGCCUUUGCUGCGCUUUACUAUAAACGGGAUAAGCGCCACGAACUCAUGCAGAGACGCCACCGCCGACUCUCCCCGCAACGAGGCACGACGAUGGGCAUGGGUGUAGGCAUGGGAGUCGUAGGGGCCCCGCCGCACAAUGACCUGGCGCUGAGCCAGGAGGAGGAGCUAAUGUCACUGCAGAUGAAGCAGCAAAGAGUGGAGCUGGAGCACGGCACACCCCUCCCGUCCCGCGGCGUCCAUGGCGACCUGGAGCCUCUGCGGCCUCCCGUGUGCCCGCCUGACUACACAUUGGCCCUGCGGCGAGCACCGGAGGACGUGCCACUGAUGACAGCCAAUACCAUCACCAUGAUCCCCAGCACCAUCAGCAGCAUGCAGCCCCUCCACCCCUUCAACACUUAUCCCCCCGUCCCGGCCCCCUCCACUACACCUGUCCCCAGCCACAGCAACAAUGCCCUGCCACACCAACACUCCACCACCCGUGUAUAGGACCAGGCACAACCUCUGCUACCCCACUCUGGGCUCACAGAGACACACCACACAAACUGCUCCAUACAACCUUCACUCUCACCGCCCUCUAUUCUUCUUUACUAUAUCUGUCUUUUCUCAUUAAAGCCCUCAAAUAAAGCUGCAGUUUGUAAGAUUUUAAGCAGUGAAAUACCUCUAAAACGUAAUCAUAAAUCAAGGAGUUGAUUAAAGAAGCUCCUUUGCCAAAAGCCUGUCAUCGUGGCUUCAUACUCUUCUGCCCCGUUAAAGCUCUCUCGAUAUCUGGUGCUUAGGUGAGCCGCCAAAAAAUGCAGCUGUAAGCUUGUAGCUCUCUCUCACAGAGGUAUCGAGCUAAUCACAAUCAGUCAGGCAUCUUAUGUGUAGCUUGGUUGUUUUGCGCAUGUGUUGUGUCAGUGUAAAACUAAGUUUAACAUAGAAUACAAAUAUCCAUUUUCGUUCAUUUAGUGAAAAGAUAUUACAGUAGCGAGCAGCUUUGUGUGAGGCGACAUAUGCUCCAACAAGCUGUCUGUCAUAAAGCGGUGAUUUCUUGAAACUUACAAAUUGCAGCUUUAAAGGCCCAAUCUGGAAGUGACGUUUGGCACACUGUGUUGAACACUAUGUCCCAACAGCUGUCUCCGCGUUCUGAUUUUGGAGAAUUUUGUUUAGAGUGAAAUGUAUUGACAGGGCCGGGAGAACAAGGAUGAACACUAUUUGACAGCUGAGCAUGAGUUUUUCAUUUAUUUCAAAACCUAAUUUCUUCUAUUUACAAAUGUAUGUACCUGUUUUCAGUUAUGAUGCGGCCUAGACGCCAUCAAAAGUUCUGCUUUUUAAAAAUCUGUAUACUCAGAACUGAUGCUUUUGAAAGAAUUUCCAGAUUGGGGCUUCAACUGAUGGGCGGUACAGGAAAUAACUGAAUCAUACUCAGUCUGUGGGACGCAACCUGGAAUCCAGGCUGCCCAUUAGAACUCGCUGCAUCUCCACCACACAGGCUCUAAUCAUGUCCAUUACUUUAUUUGUUUCUCACUCAUUAUCUCUCUGUCUGUAUCCCCAUCUCAGCUCAUUUAACUGCUUCUCUCUUUUCGCUGCCUCACCCUCCCUCUCUCCCUCUCUCCCUCUCUCUCUCUGCAUCCUCCCUUGUAGCUGUUUUUAUUAAACCAUUGACAUAAUCCAUUUCCAUCUCCACUUCUUUCCUCUUUCUCACAAUCACUUCUAGACUCUUUUUUCCUUUUGGAGUCUUUUAUACAAAAACACAAAU